This is a messenger RNA of Myxocyprinus asiaticus (Chinese sucker), 3834 nucleotides long. RefSeq lists its product as uncharacterized. Bases 145 to 789 code for a protein of 214 amino acids. The record is from RefSeq and is a predicted model, not a curated record. The transcript has 7 exons. NCBI's taxonomy places the organism in Eukaryota, Metazoa, Chordata, Actinopteri, Cypriniformes, Catostomidae.
UUUAUUUACUAAUAUUUGGUUUAACAUUAUAGGAGGAGAAUUCUGGCGAUGAUGUCAGAAACUUUUGUCGUCAAGCAUUUUUCAAUUUCAUCAAAACAAAACAUUGACUCGAGUGUCAGAGUGUGAAAUUGUCAGGUGUAUUAUAUGGCGACUCCAUCAGAACAGCAGGAUUCUGCAAAUGCAGCUCAGAAGUCAGCUCUAAAGGAGGAUCACGUGAAGUCUGUAGGAGUUGAUGAUGAUGCAAAGGAAUCUUCUAAACAUCAUGGUUCUACUGGUCAGUUCUCUGUAAGGACAGCCAGUCAGAUGAUCAGUAAAUGGAAGUUUGCUCACUGCAGAGAACAUCAUGCUCGACUUCACACUGACGAUGCCGAAUACAGACGACAACUACACCUGCAUGAACGCCACCUCAGAUCCACAGUGGCGCUGCCGGUCAUUUCUAUGAUGGAGGCGGAAACGCUGCAGAUUCUACUGGAAGUGGAGAAAUGUAAAGACCAGCUUUUUCCCUCUCUUUCAUACCAAAACAAAUCUGCUUACAGAUAUAACCUUGGCCAAAGUCAUGAUCUCACUCUGGACGCUCAGAGACGAAUUCAGAGCCUGAGAGAGAAAACAGCCGCUAAAGGUGUGAAACAGGAGCAGAAGAUGGGCGUCAUGGACACACUGAGAGACUGUAGCUGCAGUUUAACCUUCUGUCUGACAGGGGGCGCUACAGGUCAAACAGAACCUGACAGGAAACAUCGCGUCUUUAAUGCGUCAUAUCUAACGGUUAGAAAGAAAUCAUCAACAUUAUAACAUCAGUUCGACCCCUACCACGGAUCGCUAAGAACAUCAAAAAUAAAACGAGACAUGAAAUAUUAAAAACAGAAGUUGUAGCUUUACUUCAGAGUGUUUCCACGUGAAAAAAUCCAGCCCAUGUGUGAUUUAUGCUGUUUGAUUUGUAUGAGAGAUUCAAACAGAGAAAUACAGUCACAAACACUGUGAACAUACAAAAUAUGAAUAAACACAGUAAAUCUGUUUAUGAAAACACGACAGGCUUUUAAAAAGAUUAAAGGAACACAUUGUGCGUUAAAAUGUACAUAAACUCAAUAUCAAGUAGUGGCAUUGGCGUCAUUUGAGUUUUUACACAGCAGAAAAUGUAGUUUUACAGUAAAAAGUGUUUGCAAUAAUGUAAAUGAAAUGCUCCCUGCCAGUUUAAACGCUCUGAUUGGUUAGAUUGAUCUAUCAGUACACGUGUGUUUUAUGUGUUUGUUGGCGUAUUAGAGAGAUCUGUACAACACUGCAACAAAAAAUGUACAUUUUAAAACACUAAAUGCUUGACCUUUCAAAACAUACCUGGGUCAUAUUUCACCUCAAAAUCAUAAAGACAAAUUAUAUUUUUCAUAAAGAAAAUUGUGACAUUAUUUUAAUGCUAAAAAUCUCAUUUUCAUUAUCGUAAUUAAGUAUUUAUAUAUCAAGGUAGUAUUUUUAUUACAGUAAUUUCCUAACUGUAAUACAGUCAAAUUAUUGUAUUUAAUUUAAAAAUUAUUUUCUUUAUGCAAAAUAUAUCUAUUUUUAUUUCUUUUCAUUUUGGAGUGAAACUUGACCUGGAUAUGUUUUCAUGAGAUUCACCUAUUUACAAACCAACAUCAUUUCUAAUCUAUAAAAUACAAAGUUUUUUCAGUGAUUUGUGUUUUUUAAAGUCCAUAUAAAAUUGUCCUCAAAAUGUACAAAAACAGUGUAUCAAAAUGUGUAAUUCUCCUCCAGUGGUACGAAAUAAAGGCCCUGCCGGUGAAGGCAUCAGGACUCGUACGUCUGAGUCGCAUCAGUAGUUAAAGGCAUGAAUGAAUAUUGUUCCUUUUCUUCAUUAAUCCAGCGAGUCCAGUGAUGCCACAGGGAAUGUUUCUCUUAAUUCUCUCUGUCCUUCAUAUAUCAAAUUAAAAUGAAUUUAAACAGCAGCAUCUCAGUCCAGCAGUAGUUUAGCUUCAUGUUGGAAAUUCCCUGAUAAUCUCAUAUUAAACAUUUACAAAAUAUACGCUUGUUUGUCUUGGUUUUGUUGCAGCGAGGGGGAGGGCGCCCCCUUCUGGACAAAAUAAAACAUAAAAAAGUGCUUUGCUUCAAGUAAACAAAAAUCAAAACUGUUUUAAAAAGUGCUGAUACUCUUCAGCAUUUGGCACGAGAAUCCAUCAGACAUCAGCUGUCGUGUGAAGUGUCGAAAAUCCAACGGAGGGACGGAAACAGGACGAUUGUUUUUCGGCUCUGAAAUCCUCUUCCUCCCCUCGUCACCAUGGCAACAUGCGUGCAGCAUCAACAUCUGCAAAGACACACAACGCUUGAUCAUAUACAAGAAUAUUUGAACAUUUAACUUCAAUAAUGUGACAUUUUAAAAUUAAUUAACCCUUCAAGCUCAGAUGGGCCCACAAGAAGAAAAAAAACAAUCGUCAAAAUAUUAAUAACUACAGUCCUCCUUAGCAACCAAAUUGGCCCGGUUGCUAGGGAGGGUAGAGUCACAUGGGGUAACCUCCUCGUGGUCGUGAUUAGUGGUUCUCGCUCUCAAUGGGGUGUGUGGUAAGUUGUGUGUGGAUCGUGGAGAGUAGCAUGAGCCUCCACAUGCUGUGAGUCUCCGCGGUGUCAUGCACAACGAGUCACGUGAUAAGAUGCACGGAUUGACGGUCUCAGAAGCGGAGGCAACUGAGACUUGUCCUCCGCCACCCGGAUUGAGGUGAGUAACCGCGCCACCACAAGGACUUACUAAGUAGUGGGAAUUGAGCAUUCCAAAUUGGGAGAAUAGGGGAUUAAAUAUUAAAAAUAAAUAAAUAACUACAGUCUUGGCCAACACAAAAUACUUAUUUUAAAGCUUAGAGCUCUACAUUACAAUGCAUGUAGACAUUAUGACCAAGUGCUUUGAAAUUUGCUGACAAAUCAGAAGUGUUCUGUUUUGAUUAUUUAUAAAAAACAUUUGCACUGUACAUAUUGUUAUAAUCAGUAAAAACAUGAAACUGAUCAAAUAGCCAUGUGUCAUAUGUUGUUGGAAAUAAUACAACCAGACCAUUGUUUUACUCACAGACACAAAUAUAGUGAGUAAUAUCUAAGUGUAUGUCUUUGACAAUUGUGUUGGUGUUACUUAUAUGCUGCGUUUUCACUUAAAAUUUCACGGAAAAUAAACGGAACAUAAAAUAUCACAUAUCAUUACUUAGAGGAGGUGAUUAUCUUUCAAAUGAGUCCACACACAAGAUAAUCAGAUGUAUAGAUCAUUAGAUAAUCCACAUGAAGCACAAUGUUACAUAUGGCCACCAGGAGAUGGCGCCAAAUACAUGACACACACUCAAUGAUGACUCAAAUGACACAGAAUGAAACUCAUUCUGUGAAAUCUCAUUACUAAAAUCAUGUCUGCAUGCUAUGCAAACCUUUAGUCAUUGUUGUGUUUGCAUGUGUAAUUAGUUCUUAUGUACAAUUAUUAUGUUUUAUUUGUUUGGAGACAUUUUUUGACACUAUGAUCAAUUAUUUUUGUAAUGUUAUAACUUUUGAUUGCUUUGUCGUAUCAACACAAACUUUUUCUCAGUUACAGUUGACAGUUUAUCGGAGCCACCUUAUUUACACCCAGAGAUAUAUAAUGUCAAAUCAGAAAAAUAAGAAAAAAAAGAUCAUUUUCAGCAAUUUCUUAGUCUCAGAAUGUAUCAAUCUAUAUCAUUAAAACUAUUUGAAAUGUUUUCUUUACAAUGAUACCAAACACCCUCGUUGUUUUUGUUUUUUUGUAGAGUUAUUAGCUUUUAAUUUGGGUUUGCCACUGAAACAGGAAAUCUUUAAAAACACCUUCAGAGCUUAAAGGGUUAUGUGUUGUUGAUUAGUCUGUUUAUCAGU